Molecule: messenger RNA, 9322 nt
Organism: Lineus longissimus
Lineage: Eukaryota; Metazoa; Nemertea; Pilidiophora; Heteronemertea; Lineidae
Product: regulator of nonsense transcripts 1-like
Exons: 20
Coding region: 136-3498 (1120 amino acids)
Biological process (GO): nuclear-transcribed mRNA catabolic process, nonsense-mediated decay
Cellular component (GO): cytoplasm
Molecular function (GO): RNA binding; ATP binding; hydrolase activity
Source: RefSeq, a predicted model, not a curated record
CAUGGCGUGUCGUUGCGAGAAAACGGAGACCACUGAUUGAGGAAUUUUCACCGAAAUAACUAAUGAUCUAUGCUCAAUUUGUUAAUCAAGUGUUGUGAAUGUUAGUAGAGAAGUGUUAGAACACGCAGAUGUAAGAUGAGCAGUGUAGACACUUACGGGCCGACGGCAGAUACCCUGACGUUUUUCGAUCCCGAGGAAACGGAACUUCUCGGAGCCGACACGCAGGGGUCGGAAUUUGAUUACACCGAUUUUACACUUCCGUCCCAAACCCAGUCGCAAACGCAGGCCUCCCAGCUUGAUGCUGGGCAGAGUCAGAGUCAGGUGAAUGGUGCUGAACACCUUCCAAAUGGGUUGGAAUCUGAGCUACAGUCUGCAACUAAAGGCGUCGGGGAACUCACUUUUGAAGAUGAAGAAGAAGACCAGUUCUAUCUUAAGGAUUUGCCGAAGCAUGCAUGCGCGUACUGUGGUAUCCAUGACCCGGCUUGUGUGGUGAUGUGCAACUCCACCAAGAAGUGGUUCUGCAAUGGGAGAGGAAACACGUCUGGAAGUCAUAUUGUGAACCACCUGGUCCGUGCCAAAGCCAAGGAGGUUACCCUGCACAAGGAAGGCCCGCUGGGAGAGACUGUUCUAGAGUGUUACGCUUGUGGAUGCAAGAACAUCUUCUUGCUUGGCUUCAUCCCAGCCAAGGCGGAUUCUGUUGUAAUGUUAUUGUGCCGGCAACCUUGCGCUACUCGUACUGGUGACAUGAAUUGGGAUUCGGCCCAAUGGCAACCCCUGAUUCAAGAUCGUCAGCUGCUUGCCUGGUUGGUGAAGGUUCCUUUAGAGCAGGAACAACUCCGUGCGAGACAGAUUGCGGCCAUGCAGAUCAACAAGUUGGAGGAACUGUGGAAGGAUAACCCGGAGGCAACGCUAGAAGACCUGGAGAAACCUGGCAUUGAUGAGGAACCCCAGCAAGUCCUACUGCGAUACGAAGACGCUUACCAGUACCAGAAUAUCUUUGGGCCUCUCGUGAAAUUAGAAUCGGAUUAUGACAAGAAGUUGAAGGAAUCGCAAACGCAAGAUGGCAUUCUUGUCAAGUGGGUUGUCGGCCUCAACAAGAAGAAGGUGGCGUUCUUCAAUUUCCCGAAGGCAAAUGAAGAAAUGAAACUUAUGCACGGUGACGAGCUGCGUUUGCGCUAUCUUGGCGAUGAUCAUAAACCCUGGUCUGGGGUCGGCCACGUUAUCAAGAUUCCUGACAUGUCAGACUUGACCGAUGAGGUCGCGGUGGAGAUGCAAAAUAGCGCUGACGCUCCAGCCGAAUGCACCAAGAACUUUGUGGUCGACUUUGUUUGGAAAGCUACAUCAUUUGAAAGGAUGCAGUCUGCUUUGAAAACGUUUGCCGUCGAUGAUGCGUCUGUUUCGCCGUACAUCUACCACAAAUUGCUCGGUCACGAGGUAGAGGACGUCGUCCACAGAUGCCAACUACCAAAGCGGUUCAAUGCACCCGGAUUACCCGAGCUGAAUUCUUCGCAGAGAUAUGCUGUAAAAACCGUGUUGCAGAGACCUCUGAGUUUAAUUCAGGGGCCACCAGGCACUGGUAAAACCGUGACUUCGGCUGCCUUGGUUUAUCACCUGACCAAGCAGAUUAAUGGCCAAGUCCUCGUGUGUGCGCCAUCAAAUAUUGCUGUCGACCAACUCACAGAGAAGAUUCAUAAGACUGGGCUAAAGGUUGUGCGUCUGUGUGCCAAGAGCCGGGAGGCUAUCGAUUCACCUGUGGCGUAUUUGGCGUUGCAUAAUCAGGUCAUGAGUAUGGAAGGGUUUCAAGAGCUGAAGAAGCUGCAGCAGCUGAAGGAUGAGACUGGUGAGCUGUCCUCUACUGAUGAGAGACGGUACAGGUCUCUGAAGAAACAAUGUGAAAAGGAACUCCUGCAGAAUGCUGAUGUGAUUUGCUGUACUUGUGUUGGUGCUGGGGACCCCCGUUUGGCCAAGAUGAACUUCCGCUGCGUCCUGAUAGACGAGAGUACGCAGGCGACGGAACCCGAAUGCAUGAUUCCUGUAGUUCUUGGAUGUAAACAGCUAAUUCUUGUGGGUGACCAUUGCCAGCUCGGGCCAGUUGUGAUGUGUAAAAAGGCGGCUAGAGCUGGACUUUCACAGUCCCUAUUCGAGCGGUUGGUGGUUCUCGGCAGCAGGCCGAUACGAUUGCAGGUACAAUACAGGAUGCAUCCAUCCCUCAGUGCCUUCCCAUCGAACAUCUUCUAUGAGGGUUCACUGCAGAAUGGAGUCACUGCCAGUGAUAGAACUCGCUCACACCUUGAAUUCCCUUGGCCACAACCAGACAAGCCAAUGUUUUUCUACGCCACCUCUGGACAGGAGGAGAUAGCCAGCUCGGGAACGUCAUACUUGAACAGGACGGAGGCGGCUAAUGUCGAGAAGAUCGUGACCAAACUGAUUCAAGGCGGUGUGAAGCCGGAGCAUAUCGGCGUGAUCACGCCGUACGAGGGACAGCGUGCAUUCAUUGUACAGUACAUGCAGUACAGUGGAAAGAUGAAUUCCAAACUUUAUCAGGAAAUUGAAGUUGCGAGCGUGGACGCUUUCCAGGGCCGUGAGAAGGAUUUCAUCGUGCUGUCAUGCGUGCGUGCCAAUGAACACCAGGGUAUUGGAUUCUUGAAUGACCCACGUCGUCUGAAUGUGGCCUUGACAAGGGCAAGGUUUGGUAUCGUAGUAGUUGGCAAUCCGAAGGUGUUGUCGAAGCAGUCGCUGUGGAAUCAUCUGUUGAAUCACUACAAGGAGAACAAGGUGUUGGUCGAGGGGCCUCUCAAUAACCUCAAGGAGAGCAUGAUUCAGUUCAGCAAGCCAAGGAAACUCGUCAAUGCCACUAACCCGGGCGGUCGCUUCAUGAUAACAACCAUGUAUGAUGCGAGGGAAGCUAUGAUACCUGGCAGCGUCUACGACCGAGGACACAUGAACGGAGGUGGGGGACCAAACUUUAAUCGAGCUGAUCCGUUUGUACGUCACCACGACCAACUGAAUUACAUCGGGCAGAAUCGCACCAUGAUGGCUAAUAACGUACACCUGCCUGUCCCCGUUGGAAUGUUCAUGACACCACCGAAUGGACCACCUUUCAACCAACCUCCUCCAAAUGCUGGUAUGAGGAGCAUGCCAAAACAGACCCGUGGUAAUACCAGGCGGCCUACCAAGCCGCCAAGGUACAGCAACAUGCAGAACAGCCAGUCGCAGUUCACGCAGAACUCGCAAUCUGUCAAUAGCCAAGCCAGUCAGGAAGGUACACAGCCUUACUCACAGGGCCCCCUGACUCAGGGUGGACUGUCUAUGAGUCAGCCUUUCCAAAUGAGCCAACCUGGACUAUCUCAGGUUGAACUGUCACAGGACAGCUACAUAGGGGACGAAUUCAAGUCCCAGGCUGAUGUGCUACUAUCCCAGGACUCAACGUACCAGGGCGACAGGGCAUACAUGCAGUCACAGCCAUUGUCACAAGGCGGACAAUUCUCACAGUACUAGUCGGCUGUCAGCCGGAUCACACCAGCAAUGGGAGUGACCUCACACACGAGAGCGCCCUCUAGAAGCGAUCGAUCAGAACCAAUUCCUAGCAUUGAGUAGGCGGGAGCCUAUGCUCGGGUCGGAUGGAGUUGGAAGUUCGCCCAGGAAUGAGGGGCGCUCGGUUCUGACAGCAACAAGAGAAGAUCUUUUGCUCUGUGAGAGGGCAGGUGGCUCCUCCAGCAGAGACGUCUAUAGUGCUAUUCCUAAGGUAGGAAGCAUGAAAAAUGGUGGCGCCAUCUUAUAGUCAUCCCAGGAAUCAGGACUGAUGAGGUGAUAUCGACAGCGGAUGGUGCAGGCAGGAGGAACGUGGCUUAUCAUGUGUGUACGUAAUGUUGCACAUAGCCACUUUUGCAGGAUGAGAAUCUCCAGCAAGGAAGCGUUUGCAUGGAAGAAAGAAAACUGGAUGUUUGCCCUCUUGACUUCUCACAUGGAGUCAACUGGUCAAGUUCACUAUAAUGGUCGUUGAAAGUGCAUGUAUUGCGGAAUUUAGGCUGGAGUUUGUGGGGUUGUAACCACAAUUCAGUCAGGUCAUCCUAAGAUUAUAAUGCUGGUGUGACUGGGAGUGCAUGUAAAGGAUUUUUCUUUUUAACAUUGUUAGGAAUAUUUGGAGCGUUUUCUGAAUCUACUUCAUCCUUGCUGAAACAACUGCAGGGAAUCACAUUUGCAUGAAUAAUUUUAUGAUCUGAUUGAAUUGUGCGGUAAGAUGAGAUGGACGAUAGAUGGGACCAAAAGGAUAUAAAGAAGAUUGGUUGAACAUUUGGAAAGAUAUUGAGAGAUAUUUUGUGCAAAAUUCUGUAUUCUUUCGAGUCUAACAAGAUAUGGACAUUAUGGUAUAUUGUCUUAAACCAAUUCGUUUGGUCUCUGAUAUUAAAUCUAGGGCCGCUACAGAGUAGGAAAUUCAGAGUGUGGCCUAAUCUUUCAAACUAGCUGGAUGACCUAUUUAAAAUCAUUAUAAACAAGUACAAUUGCGAAAUAUUGAUGAAUAUGGUUUUGGUCUGAAUUAAGGUUGAAAUUCAAGAAUGAAAAAGGACUUAUGAUGUAAGAAUUGGACUUUGAGGCCAGUUGUAAGCUCUGUUAAUUUCCUAUUCUGUAGCCAAUCGCCUCUAGUUGGAAAGCGUUAAACUGGUUGUAUGGAAAGUCCUGCAUCGUGUGCUCUCUGCCCGCAGCAUCGGAGCGUUGAUAUCCGUCAGGUGUUGGGAAAAUACUUGGAAGGAAGUGGUAGCCGCCAUUGGCAUUGGACCUCGUCUGUUUGGAGGAUGCCAAACAAAAGUCAUAACGACUAUUGAAAUCAUUAGUAAUUAUAGUUGUAUUUAAUCAAAUUUCUAUUUUAGUUUGCCAUUGGAUUGUUCUCCUCGCGGCGUUUGUUUCUAUUUUGUAGAGCAUUGUGUCAAUUAUGGCUUCAGUUCUAACUCGAAUUUGCUUGAAAUUCUUGCUGAGAGUGAUUGAGUAUUUUGUUCUGCAAGACAUGAGAGGAGUGUUAUAUUGGGUGACAGGGGUUCCAGAUCCGAAAAGAAAUCGAACAGUACAUGCAGUAUGUAAAUAUGUACAAAAGCUGAAUGAUUACAAAUUGAAAGGCAGUUCUCCAAAGAAAUUCUUCAGUUUUUGAAACAUUUGGUUUGCCAAAUGACCACCUGUUGACUGAUUCUAAAAUGGUUGCGAAAGCUGAUUUUCAGUGAUAAUUUUGUUGGUUUGUUAGAAUUGAAUUUAAAACUUGAAUAAACAGUAUGCAUAUUCUCUUCAUCUUAAGAAAUCUGGGGCCCGUAUGGUGAUGGUGUUAUUUUAUGACAUGGUUCUGAAGAUAAGGGUAUGGUCAGAUAUAUAUAGGAUAUGUUCUAUUGAAGUUAUGUAAUGUACACUGUACAAGUCUAUCAAUUUCAUUGAAUCUAUGGAAAAGAUGUGAAGACUGUAUGCAAGAUGCUAUGAAAUUCUCAUAAAUUCAGGGGCGGCUGUUGCAUUGAUAAAGAAAUAAAAAAGUGGCCCAAGCUCUGAAAUUGAGAUUGUAUCCUACAGGAUGCAUUUAUUACUACUUGGUGACAUUAGAGAAUGAUUUGAUGGACUUGUAUUGUUUGGUUACCUGUAAUUCUCUUAAGUAUUCUAGUGGUUGACAAGCUGUGUAUGCAUGAAUGCUAGUGCACUUUUCAGUCUGAAUCUGUUUGGCACUAUUUGAUUUCGAGAGAUGAGUUGAUUUCUUCAUACUAAAAGAAUUUGGCUGAUUUAUAUAGUGAAAUUUUCAUGUAUGAGGUGAUGGCAAGGGAAACGCCUGCACCGUUUGUUAAAAAAUUGAAAUUUGAAAUAGAAUUUAAGAUUUUUCUAUCACCUAAAUUCACAUUAAAUAUAAAUUUGAUCAUUGCUGUUGUAUGGACCAAUACAGAUAUACUUUUUGGUCGAGUUUCAUAACAUUUGACAUGUCUGGUAAUACUGUGCAGCACCAAUGAUUAUUUCUACUGUUUGUACAGACUGAAACGUGAAUGGCGUAGGCCUUUAAGGUGUUAACCUGUGAUAUCUGUACAUCCAAGUUACAGUAAAGGAGAGAUAGAAAGUUGCGACCUUUGGUUUUGGUGGUGGGUAUUCAAAAGAAUUGGAAGUUUUCUCAACAUAGCCCUGUUCCAUUGCGAGAUAAUUUUUUAGAAGACCUAGUCCCAGCACUUUAAUAAGAAAUACUCUAGUUUUACCAAUCAAAGAAUGGUUGAUGAAUUUCUGCGAAAUUGGGACAAAGGCCAAGGCGGAACGCAAGGUCAUGAUCGUCAGAUGACUUGGUGUCCCCAACCCAUUGUCUAUCCAAAUUAAACAUGUCAAAUGGCAUCGGCUAACUCUGUGAAUAUUAUCUAGUUUUAUAUAUUAGAUAUUAAUAACGGUCUUAGAUUGAUGAAUCUAGGGUAUCUGCUUUGUUAUUCAUGUAACGUGUCUGCAGAGAAUGUUGAGAUAGUCCUCGGAAUGCUCCUUGGAUCUUUGUUGUGAUAUGAAUAGUGAAAUCAAACCUUUAUUUUAUUUGGCUUUUAACUAGUUUGCCUCAUUUAAGGGGCUGGCAUUAAUGUUAGGCUUUUAGGAAGCUUAUGCUGCUAAGUAAUCCCGGUUGUUGUCAUCUGGACUAAGUUUCUCUCAAAAAGUGGCUGUCAAGUUUAGGCAAGCAGGCAACAGACCAGUUGAAACUCGCGAAUUACGAAACAUAACAUUCUAAAACACCUUGGUUACAAUGUGCCCACUGUUUACAGUGUAUAAUGCACUGUGUCUCUUUUGGCAACCAUAGCCACUUGGUCCUGAAUAUAGUCAAAAGCAGUUAAAACCAGAUUUCGGUGUUUAAUUUGAGGUGUUUUAGAAUAGAAAUUGAUACCCCACCGUCGGUAUUGAUACCUCGCAAUAUAAGCUCGGUGUGGGCUGUCAUUUCACCCAAAACCUUGGCUGCUGCCUAAGUUUUGGCCCAUAUUUUUGGUCCACACUUGCGGUGUUUAGUGAGACAACCAAUACGUCCAGGUAGGUAUCAAUUUCUUAAUCCUUGUAAACCGUGUUCAUGUUACUGAUAGAGGUAUGACAUCAUUGUUGACCUUGGCGUCUGGCUGCAUGCGACGUUUUGGUAGUUGGUAGGCUGAUGACAAAAAAUCCUCUGCAUAAUGCCCAUGGAUUGGUGUAAAUUCUCUGGAUUCUGAUUAUUAGCGUGAUGGUUAACAUAUAGUAUUAGCUGUACAUUGUACCUUGUGGAAAGGCUGGUUUUACUGAUAUUCUCAUAUUCUAAUUUUCUAACGCUUGACGAAUAGUUGGAAGUAGUUUUGCACUUCUUGAAUUUCUCACUCUAGAUAUUGUAAUGAAACAUGUAAUUAGUGGCAGUUAUGUUUAUAAUUACCAGAUAUUCGGCUCAAAAAACAUCUGCACAGUUACAGUGUUCAUUGUUAAAAUUGUUGUUUUUAGUGCUUCCGAGCUCACUUUUUUUUCUCGUUUCAAAAUCAAGAAGUCUGGCGUUGUCGGCCUGUUGAAUAUAAUACGUAUACUUCAAAAAUUGAAUUUAGUUCACUCGAGAGAUGUUUGAUUCAAUGCAAAACAACUGUAUGAAGUCAGUGAAAAAGUUAAACCAGAUUUAGUCCAGUAAACCUGAUGAAGUCUAGUAAACCAGAUGAAGUUUAGUGAACUAGAUAAAGUCUAGUGAACCAGAUGAAGCUGGCAAUGAAAAAAAUCUAAAUACUUCUCCAAAUUUUACCUGCAAAAACGAGACUGUCUGAUUCAUUUUUGAAUGAUGAAAACACCUUUACCAUUUUGACCAAUUUUAUACCAAACAAUUUCGUCACAAAACCUUCAGUCGAGAAUAAUGGAAUCACAGGCAGGGGUCAUUUGCACAAAGGUCAGUGUGACCUACAAAGGUCAGUAUGACCUGAUUUUGAAUGUAGGUCAAACACCCUGGGACAUAUUCUGUUUCUGGAGACCACUAGAAGCUAUGCAGUCUAUUAUAGUUAUAGACAAAUUUGACUGAAGUCUUUUUAUUGUGUACAGCCCAACUUUGUACUUUGAUACUUUUACACAGCUUUCACUAUAUUUGAUGAAAUAAGAAAAUCAGUAACCAAUUUUAUGUUAGCCCUAUCCAAAAGCGUGCGUUGGGCAUAAAAAUGACCUUUCGUCUAUUAGUUGGGGACAUUCUCAGGUUCUUGCUCAUGAUAUUGUGAUAAAAUUGCCCUUCAUAAAAAAAGUUCAAGAAAAAAAAAAGUUCAUUCGAGAGAUUUAGAAAGUGUAUAAAAUUCCCAUUUCAUCUCAUCUUGCUGAGAGAAAUGAGCAAAACUGGGGCCACGGCUGACUGACAGCUUGAUGAAAUCAAUUUCAAAACCAGGGGAUUGGUGUAGAUUUUUCCUAGAUUUUUAAAUGGCAGCAAGCACUUUCAACAGUUGAAUUGAAAUACUUUUUUGGAAAAACCAUUCAAAUUGUUUGAAGUUCUGAAAUGUCACUGUUUUAUCCUCCAAUUUUUUGUGGCAGUGCUUGUGAGAGAUUGAAGUGAUUCACCAGGAGAAUCCAUUAUAAACUGUGAUGAAUAUCAAAUGCUCAACUUACUUCAUGUCCUUGAAAAUUAGACGUUACUACGAAUUUGGUUCUGUCCCAUCAAUGAGAUUGUCUAAAGUCAAAAUUGGCAAUCGUGUAGUGCCUUUUCAACCUGUGGAAUAAAGUUGGCUCUCAUUCUAAACUUCAAAGGGACUUUUUAUCAAGCACUUGCCUUGCGAAUUUGGAACUGGAAUUCGUGUCUGCUUUGGGCAGUGCAAAAGGAAAGGACAAAGGACACAUCUGCAGUGUUAGUGUAUUCAGAGAUGACUCUUUGGCUGUUACUUUGAUGAGAUUGGCCAUGUUUUUCUUCUGAUGCUUGCAAUCAUUUGAGGCUUAUUACUGACACAGGUUUCCACUCGACAUUUUCUGCGUAAAAUUCAGAAUUGUUGUGCUGUAAAUUUUAAAUGCACUUCCCUGAACUUUGAUUAUUGCAGUGCCCUCCUAAAAUACUCUCGUUGUUUGAAAUACUGUAAACAGUCAAACUUUGCAGGCAUUUUUUUGAAAAUGUUCACGGAUUUCAUCAAUAUAUCCUCAAUUUGCAAGAUAAACAUUGCAGAAAAGUAGUUUUUGUUUGGAAAUAAAUUUUAAUCUGUCUAAAUAAAAACUGUGAAAUAUCAUGUUUUUAGGAAUUUCACGAACUGCAAAAUUAAAGAGUUUACAGUAAUUUCAACAAGGGCACAUUGCCUUGUCAUUCUGUUGCAGAGAAUAUUCAAUUCUUCAUUUCACUUUGUCCACCUGUUGCUGCUAAUUAUAUGCUUUGUCAGUUAAA